CAGACGCUGACUGCGCCUUGGUGAGGAGUGGAGCACUCACCUGCACACCAGAGAGUCGCCUAAACUAAGGAGGAGUAGCCGCACUCUUGCUGAGCGUCAAAGACGGAACAUUGCAAGCACAGUCUGAACCAGCAGAAGAGAGGAGAAGGUUACACAUUUCUCGGGAGAAGAUUUAAGGCUCUGUCUUUUCUCUUUGUGGUUCCUCGACCAGGCUGCUGUGGCUGUCGCUUCUUUAGCCCGCCGCGAUGAGGACCGACCUGGCUGUGGUCCUGACAGCAGCCCUUCUUCUUGACACAUUCCGGGGAAAUAAUGGUGAUCGUGUUUCUGAAGGUCCCUGCCAACCUGGCUUCUCCCAAAGUUUCUACUCCGUCUUGAUUCCAAGGGAUGUACUGCAAGGCCGGGGCAUACUUAAAGGCGCAAGUGUAUCAGCACAGAAAGUAAAGUUUGAUGACUGCAUGGGGAACACAGGAGUGGUUUUUGAGAGCAGCGAUCCCAACUUCACUGUACGGACAGAUGGUUCCAUCUUUGCCCAGGGAGAGGGAGCCUCCUUGGAUGUGCCGGUCCAGUUUAAACUAACAGCAAGUGGUGCUCACACCCAUGUCUGGAAGACUGUGAUCCAGCUGGCACUGAUAGACCCCCCUUCACAUCAACAAAAUGAAAAUGAGGUUACAAUCGAAGAAGGCAAGGCCGCUGAGAGGACAAAGAAGAAGGAACCAUUCCAGGCUCCACCUCCUGUCAUCAUGUUUUCAGGGGGCAACCGGAAUAGCUCCAAGGGUCUACGAAGGCAAAAGAGGGAUUGGGUGAUCCCACCAAUCAAUGUUGCUGAAAAUUCUCGUGGACCAUUCCCUCAGAUGCUAGUCAGCAUUCGUUCAGACCAGGAUCAGGACAUCUCCAUCCGAUACAGCAUCACUGGGGUAGGAGCAGAUCAACCACCUAACGAGGUCUUCAACAUCGACCCUGUGCUUGGAAAGAUGUUUGUCACCAAACCUCUGGAUCGAGAACAUCGGUCAUCCUACCAUCUCCGAGCACACGCUGUGGACAUGAAUGGGAACAAAGUGGAGAAUCCCAUUGAUCUGUAUAUCUUUGUUAUUGACAUGAACGACAACAGGCCAGAGUUCAAGAACCAGGUCUACAAUGGAUCUGUGGAUGAAGGCUCAAAACCAGGAACCUAUGUAAUGCACCUUUCUGCCUUCGAUGCUGAUGACAACACAACGGCAAACGGAAUGGUGCGUUAUCGUAUCCUGUCCCAGACGCCGCACAGCCCCAUCCCAAACAUGUUCACCAUCAAUAGUGAGACCGGGGAUAUUGUGACAGUGGCACCUGGUCUCGAUCGAGAGAAAGUGUCCCAGUAUACUAUAAUCGUUCAAGCGACAGACAUGGAGGGCAACCUGAAUUUUGGCCUGUCCAACACAGCCACUGCCAUCAUCACUGUCACCGACAUCAACGACAACCCCCCCAUGCUGACCUCCAGAACUUUUUCCGGUGAGGUUCCUGAGAACCGUGUGGAUGUUGUGGUGGCUAAUCUGACGGUGAUAGAUGCCGACCAACCGCAUUCCCCGAACUGGAACGCCAUUUACAGGAUCAUCAGUGGAGAUCCGUCUGGCCACUUCACCAUUCGCACUGACCCUGUAACCAAUGACGGCAUGGUGACGGUGGUAAAGCCGGUUGAUUUUGAGAUGAACAGAGCCUUCAUGCUGACAGUGGUGGUGUCUAACCAGGCCCAUUUGGCUAGUGGAAUCCAGUCCUCCCUCCAGUCUACAGCAGGGGUUACCAUAUCUGUGCAGGACGUCAAUGAACCCCCCUAUUUUCCCACAAACCCGAAACACAUCAGAUUUCAGGAGGGUGUUCCUGCUGGCACAAGCCUGACGACCUUCUCGGCCUCAGAUCCCGACCGACUACAAAUGCAGCAGACAAUCAGGUACUCCAAGCUGAACGACCCGGCGGACUGGUUGUCUAUCAACAGAACUAACGGUCAGAUAGUGACCACGGCAAUCCUUGACAGGGAGUCUGUCUAUGUCAAAAACAACAUAUAUGAAGCCACAUUCCUGGCGACAGAUAAUGGCUCUCCUGCAGCCAGCGGCACCGGCACACUGCAGAUCUAUCUGAUAGAUAUUAACGACAACCCCCCAGCACUUACACCCAGGGAGUCUCAGAUCUGUGAGCAGAUGAACAAGAAUGCCAACGGUGUCAAUAUCACUGCUGCUGAUGCUGACAUUGACUCCAACGCCGGGCCUUUUGUCUUCGAGCUGCCCACGUAUCCUUCAAGCAUCAAACGCAACUGGACAAUUACGCGAAUCAGCGGCAACUACGCCCGCCUGAGUCUGAGAUACCAGGUCUAUUUGGAGCCAGGCAUGUAUGAGGUCCCAAUAACUGUGUCCGACUCGGGAAACCCGACCUUGUCCAACAGGUCGGUCAUCAAAGUGAAAGUUUGUCCAUGUGAUCAAAAUGGAGAUUGCACUGCAGUGGGUGCUGUGGCAGCCACCGGCUUGGGAACCGGAGCCAUCAUCUCUAUCCUGAUCUGCAUCAUCAUUCUGCUCAGCAUGGUGCUGCUGUUUGUGGUGUGGAUCAAGCGCAGGGAGAAGGAGAGGCACACCAAACAGCUGCUCAUUGACCCGGAGGACGAUGUCAGAGACAACAUCCUGAAAUACGAUGAAGAGGGUGGGGGCGAAGAGGACCAGGACUACGACCUGAGUCAGCUGCAGCAGCCUGACUCUUUGGAGCACAUCAUCAGCAAGCCUCCAGGUGUCCGCAGGGUGGAUGAACGGCCCAUCAUCCCUGAAUCCCAGUACCCAAUCAGACCUGUCGUGCCCCACCCUGGAGACAUCGGGGACUUUAUCCAUGAGGGUCUCCGAGCAGCUGACAACGACCCCACAGCACCACCUUAUGACUCUCUGCUGGUGUUUGACUAUGAAGGCAGUGGCUCCACCGCCGGCUCAGUCAGUUCUCUCAACUCUUCCAGCACCGGAGAGCAGGACUAUGACUACCUCAACGACUGGGGACCCCGCUUCAAGAAGCUGGCAGACAUGUACGGAGGGGGGGAGGAGGAUUAAAUCUCACAUAAACACACACACUCACGCACUUGUCCUGUCAGCUGGCCUGCCAUGCUAUGUCCCGCCAACACCAGGGGUUGCAACAAGUUCACACUGACUGACCAACAAUCGAACUACCUGCUCCAGAGGUCCGGCGCCGUCUGACUCAAGCAGAAGCUCUGAGUUAUCACAAUUAGUAUUUUCAAAAUUCCAUGUCAUGUUUCAAGCCUGAUGCUGGCUUCAGUCGCUUCUGUCGGAUUUUUGUUUUGUCCUUUUCCUUGUGACUUUGUUUAGCUUUUUUUUUUUUUUGUUCACUCCAUAACAACAGUUGUUCCUUAUUCCUGAAGGUUUUCACUUCCCUCUAGCUGUCAGCCCCUGUCUGCCUCUGUGCAGAAACUUUAGGUUUGAGCCCCUUUAUCUAGGGGGUAACAAAAAGGAACAAGAACCCAGAUAUGACAGUCCCUCCUGUGCGGAGGGCCCUUGUUUAUUCUCUCUUGAACUUGAAUUACUUAGAAUAGAAGCACUGUUGUUUAAAAAAAGUGCCUUCAGUGGUGCAUAUUUUAACAGACUCCCUCUAACUCAGGAUUAGUUGCCAUUUUCUGAGCGUAUGCGCCUUCAUUUGACCCCCGACCCUUUAACUCAGACCUUUCCAUCAUGCUGCAGGGCUGUGGUUUAUCUGCGGGAGGUGGCAGUGUUGCUUUCAGCUUUGACCAGCUAACGAGGGCGUGUUAUGUAGACAUACUGUUCACUGGCCUACAGGGAAAAAUCAGUAAACGUUUAGAGCAUAUGUGCAUUCUUGAUUGCAUAAAUCACAAAAAUAUGAGAUGGGACUGUCGUGGAGAAGUGUCUUUGUUUCUUGUGGCUUCACUAGCAGCUGUGUUUGUUUUGAACUCACAGUGUUCGCACCUAACAUAUUUCUCAGCUCGUGGCAGAGUCAUGUUUCCCAUCUCGUGAUGGGGGGUCUUUGCCUUUAAAGUCAUUUGAGGUUUGCAUGUUUAUCCACACCCCCAAAGGGUAUGUCCAUUUUACAAGUUUACUUGUGGUAUAAUAUGAUUUUUUUUUUAAAAACAUAAAAUUUUGCAAAUACAAAGUAAAAUAGUCGACAAACGGAAUUCACCGGGAGCAGUGGUUCUCAACUAGUAUGGCUGCGGGACCCACCAUCACCCUUCAAUGACAAGCGGUGACACAAAUUGCGGAAAUUUUUGAACGUACACUUCUCAAAUUCCUUAUAUAUCUUAUCUGACGAAAAGGCAUUAAAGUGCAGUUUGAAUUUGAGGUAGUGCACAAUAACCAAUUAAACGAGGUUAAUCAAGAUCAUUUCAGGAACAAUAAAUAUGUUUGUAGCCACAAUUUCAAAAAUUAUAACAACAAAAAGUGUCUGUAGAGGUUUUCAGUAAACGGCAUAUCUGGGGUGUUGAAUCACAGCGUUUGCACAUGAACCUGGAUAAGAAGUGAAACAAGAAAUUAAAAAUAAAGGACCUAAAAAUAAUAGGACCUUUUCUUUUGGUGACCGCUCCUCUGCCUGCGCCAAUCGAUUGUAUUGAGCAUUAAACAGUGCUGUCAUACUGUACCUGGUAGUCUGCAGUGUGGGUGGAAUUCCCCCACAUGAGCUUUUAUAUGCCGCGCUCUCUUCCAGCAGAUACUCUAUCUAGCUAUCUAGCUGUGUGUCGGACGGACGGUGCAUGAAGCUCCCGCUCGAGCUUGACCAAGUCGCCCAUAAACAUGGCAAGCAGCUCGUCUUGGCGUAGCAAGCAAAUAGCCCCACUGCAAGGUGCAUUCACGAACAUUGGGUGAUUACAUUAUUUAUUUUGGUAGAGACCACGUGACCCACUAAAAACGGUUCUGACGCACCAGUUGAGAAUCACUGACCUAACGUGAUUGUUAUACCAAUCAAUCCCUUGCUCUUUAUGUUACUACAGUGUACUCAACAAAAUAUAAACGCAACACUUUUGUUUUUGCUUCCAUUUGGCAUGAGCUGAACUCAAAGAUUUAAAACAUGUAUGUACAAAAGGCCUAUUUCUCUGAAAUAUUUUUCACAAAUCUGUUUAAAUCUGUGAGCAUUCAUAAUUAAUGGCCACAAUCGAAGGCCACUCCAAAAUGCGUAGUUUUACUUUCCCGCAAUCCUUGGUUUAUCGCGGUUCAUCGGUUCCAGACCCGACCGUGGUAAAUGAAUUCUCACAAAGUAAGAUUCCUUUUUAGAAAUUGCAUAUUUUUGUUGUCAGAGCAUUAUUAAAGCCCUCACGACAUUAAAUAGCACCCCUAUAUUCACCUUUACACUGCACCCAAUAUACAGUGGUGUGAAAAGUGCCCCCUUCCUAAUUUGUCAUACAUAAAUGUUUGACAUCAUCAAACACAUUUAAAUAAAAAUGAAAACACAACUGAACACAAAUUGCAGUUUUUAAAUGAAAAUUUUUAUUAUUAAGGGAGAAAAAAAAAGUCCAAACCUACAUGGCCCUGUGUGAAAAAGUCAUUUCCCCCUAAAGCUAAUAACUGGUUGGGCCCCCCUUAGCAGCAACAACUGCAAUCAAGCGUUUGCGAUAACUUUAGAUGAGCCUCUUACAGCGCUGUGGAGGACUUUUGGCCCACUCAUCUUUGCAGAAUUGUUGUAAUUCAGCCACAUUGGAGGGUUUUCCAGCAUGAAACGCCUUUUUAAGGUCAUGCCACAGCAUCUCAAUAGGAUUCCGGUCAGGACUUUGACACGGCACACUCCAAAGUCUUCAUUUUGUUUUUCUUCAACCAUUCAGAGGUGGACUAGCUGGUGUGUUUUGGAUCAUUGUCCUGCUGCAGAACCCAAGUCAGUUUCAGCUUGAGGUCACAAACAGAUGGCUGGACAUUUUUUGGUAGACAGCAGAAUUCAUGGUUCCAUUUAUCACAGCAAGUCUUCUGAAGCAGUGAAACAGUCCCAGACCAUCACACUACCACCACCAUAUUUUACUGUUGGUAUGAUGUUCUUUUUCUGAAAUGCGACUUUACCUUACCUUCAGACCUUCCUUUUGUCUCGUCAGACCACAAAGUAUUUUCCUAAAGGUCUUGGGGCUCAUCAAGAUGUUUUCUGGCAAAAUUGAGACAAGCCUUAAUGUUCUUUUUGUUCUGCCGUGGUUUUCGUCUUGGAACUCUACCAUACAGGCCGUUUUUGCCCAGUGUCUUUCUUAUGGUGGAGUCAUGAACGCUGAACUUAACUGAGGCUAGUGAGGCCUGCAGCUUCUUGGAUGUUGUUAUGGGGUCUUUUGUGACCUCUUGGAUGAGUCGUUUCUGCGCUCUUGGGGACAUUUCGGUUGGCCGGCCACUCCUGGGAAGGUUCACCACUGUUCCAUGUUUUCACCAUUUGUGGAUAAUGGCUCUCACUGUAGUUUGCUGGUGUCCCAAAGCUUUAGAAAUGGCUUUAUAGCUUUUUCCAGAUUGAUAUAUUUCAAAUAAACUAUAAUAACCAUGUAGGUUUGGAUUUUUUCCUCUCUUAAUAAUAAAAAGUUUAAUUUAAAAACUGCAUUUGGUGUUCAGUUUUAUUGUCAUUGACUAAUAUUUCAAUUUGUUUGAUGAUCUAAAACAUUUAAGUGUGACAAACAUGCAAAAAAAAUAAGAAAUUAGGAAGGGGGCAAAAACUUUUUCACACCACUGUAGUAGAGUAAAUAAACCAUUUAAGACAUAAAUAAGACUCCUGUUUGUGUGUGUCAAAGUAAACGUGUUCCCCAGGGGAGCUGAGUGAGUGGCGGACAGGAAGUGACGUCAAGGGUUCAAAGAUGAGUUUCAGCUUUGCGUGGGUAAAAUGGCCAAAGCAGUAGCCUGUGUUUUUAUAAGGGAUUUUUAUUCGGGAUUAUUGUGCCUGUUGUGAGAUCAUUCAAACCUGCAAUAAAAGCCUGUUUGUUCCGGCGAUCAAGUCUGGCAUUUGUGUGUCUUACCAAACAUUAACACGAACAUUACUGACACUUAGUGAGCAGUGUAGUCAAUACUACAUGGCAUCAGCAGUUUUGAAUGCAUCUUUUGAGCCUUCUAGUUGUAUUUAGUUCGUUUAGCCAUUUUUAUGCUUGAAAAUACCUAAUUUAAGAAAAACAAUACAGAACAUUUGUUCAAGUAUCCAUAUUUUUUUCAUUAAUAAUGGCCAGUGUUCAACCCCAAAACAAUUCAUAUAUUUUUGAAAGACCGUGACCACAAAAUUCGAAGCGCAAAGAUGGCGAGGGACGAAGUUUUACAUCUUCAAGUUCAGCUCGUAAAAAAUGGGAACAAAAACAAAACUGUUGCGCUUACAUCUUUGUUGAGUGUAUAUUAUUCUUUUUUUUUUGGUUCAGUGCAGUUUCUUGACAAUGUUUAAAUAUAAAAAUGUUGGUGCUUACAAAGAUUGAGGGAUUUGAGCAUCAGCCAGGGAUUUCUCAGCCCCUCAAUCUGUCUCUCUUCAGGCGCACUUGAACGUUCAUCUGAAAUGCUCCCCAGAAAAUUUUGGCUGCAAGUUCAAGAGUUUUCCUCAAGAAGUUAGUGCAAGCAAAAAGUUUGUUAUGAAGUUAUGACGUGUUAUAUCAAAGUCGACUUGUCGAACUGGCGCUUUAACAGAUUAUCUCAAAGAAGUUUUGUCAAGGCUUAAUGAAAAGCAACUCUGCUUAUGGGCUUGUGUCAUCACACUUCAGAGCGCACCCAUCUUGAUCUGAAAUAAAGACUUCUAAAUGUUUGAAUAAAUUAUUCAAACAUUAAAAAAAUUAUCCAGAAAUAAGUGAGUGGAAAAUGUUUCCCUGUGGUGGUUGAUGCUGGAUGACUCUUCAAUCUGAGAAAUUCCUAAAGGAAAACAGUAAUGAUGUAUCUCCUUGAAAAAGGCUAAAAAAAAAAUCUGUUUUAAUCCGUUUGUGGUGGCAAACAUAAUGGAAGGAAGCAAUUUUCCUACUAAUGCAAAUAUCCAAGGCUGUAAAAGACAAAUCUGGGUGAGAUUGGACUCUUAAAAAGGGAAGAAUAUCAUGUUAUAAACAAUGAGGUUAACAGGGUCAGAAUCGAAUGAUUCAGAGGCAAACAGGUGCAAAUUGCACCUUAUAGUGCAGAAACCGACAGCAGUGAUUUUCCCAACCGCUGUCAGCUUAAAGGGCAAUCAGAGUCAAGGCAAGGAGGGACACACGCUGCCGGAUUAGCUCUUAUCUCUCCGGUUGCUCCUCCGCCUCCUGAAUAUCCUCACAAAAUAAACACAGCUGUUACUCUCGCUAUCUGUGAUUUGUGUCUGACACAUAAAUGUUGUAUAUACAGGACCUUUUUUUAUACAUUUGUCAACAUGAAUCACUUGUGACCGCGUGAUUUUUCUCUCUCGCUCCUUCAAGUGAGACCAACACAUCGGCGAGGUCGGUUUCACCACUAAAAAGCCAUGGUGAAGAGAACUCGAAUGAUUUUGAGCACGUUCACACAGCCAUACGUGUGUCGCCGUUCCACUUUCAGACUUGCUUGUAUAGUCCAGCAGAGACACACACAUGCACAUACACUCCUCUUGGCCUUACUGUACAUAUAUGCGAGUUCUAUUCCAGUGUUUCAAGGUGACUGCAAAGGCCAAAGGGCCCUCGUACAGUUAGUGUGACUGCCAGAGGACAAAAGGACGUUCUUUGACACCUUUAGUGUCUCAGAGCAGGCAUCCAGAUGCGAAUCUGGGACAAACACAGAAGCACGGGCCGCCCAUGUCCACACAAUGAAUCUCUUGACUUUUUUUUUUUUCAAACGCCGCCGUUAUGAUGUUGCUUGUUGACAAACGGCAACGACUCUCUUCGCCGUAUUACUGGUGAAGCUAUAGAAGAGAUAGCAAACGAUUGAAGAACGAUUGCUCUCCUGCAUACUUUCCACUUCUGUGUGGACAAUGGACACGAGUGACCCGUUUUUUGCAGGAGUGUGGCCGCCACCACAACAAAGACCAGUGGUUCUUUAGAGAUCUCCUUACUCAAGUCCAAGUGUACAUACUGUAGUAUUUGCUCGCUAAACAAACCAAGUUUAAUGUACGACUUGAGCUUUUUGCAUGUCUUUUUAUAACGGCCGGAUGAAUUCUAUUACAGUAACCAUCCAACAUGUGACAACGUCUGACAACCGGCAUGACCGAGGUUGCACUCCAAAUGAGAUUCUCGCAUACCAUAGCCACAGUUUGAGAUGAAAAAUUAUAAUGUUGUAAUAAUAAUUGCACAGGUAUCUAAAGUCAAAGAAAAAUAGCUUUUUGUAAAUUGUCGACAGCACAAGCAUUUUGUAUUGGUGUUUGUACCCAUUUUGUAAAAAAAAAAAAAAAAAAGGAAGAAAAAGAUGGAAAAGAGAGAUUAUGUUGUUUCAAGUGUGUGUUUAUAGUGCAACCUUGAUUUCCAAAUACCAUACAGUACCUGCACAGUAUGCAGAUAAACAUUGUAAAAUAGAUACUGAGCUGGAGAAUCAUUUUCAGGACUGUGUGUUACAAAUAAAGAAUCCCCCUGCUUAUAAGAACACUGCCUCAUCUUUGGAUCUGCAGUUAGUCUCUCAAGUGCUGUUUAACUGUUAAAGGGGACAUAUCAUGGCAAACAGACCUUUUUCAUUGCUUGUAUAAACAUAUUGGGCUCUCUGGAGUGUCUGCUCAACCAUCAAGUGUGUAAUUACAAAACAUUACACAGGCAAGUUAUUCAGUGACGUGACUCCUUUGGAGUGUUUUUUUUUAUGUUAAUACAUUUUGCUUAUUAAGAGAAUAACAAGAAAACGAAGAUA
Dunckerocampus dactyliophorus (ringed pipefish) is the source of this 9701-nucleotide messenger RNA. RefSeq names its product cadherin-4-like. The transcript is spliced from 17 exons. The record is from RefSeq and is a predicted model, not a curated record. NCBI's taxonomy places the organism in Eukaryota, Metazoa, Chordata, Actinopteri, Syngnathiformes, Syngnathidae. The coding region runs from base 246 to 3050 and encodes 934 amino acids. Gene Ontology annotation, molecular function: calcium ion binding; cadherin binding. Gene Ontology annotation, biological process: calcium-dependent cell-cell adhesion; adherens junction organization; cell morphogenesis. Gene Ontology annotation, cellular component: catenin complex; plasma membrane; adherens junction.